Messenger RNA from Oryzias latipes (Japanese medaka), 1586 nucleotides. The record is from RefSeq and is a predicted model, not a curated record. NCBI's taxonomy places the organism in Eukaryota, Metazoa, Chordata, Actinopteri, Beloniformes, Adrianichthyidae.
AUAGUCUGGUCAGCUCAUGUUUAUGUCUCACGUCUCAUUGCCUCACGCUCAUAGUGUUUUUUUCGCUCUGCUUCAGGACUUAAACCUAUUGGAUCCUCACCUGGUCGCUGUCCUCCUACGCUGCUGUUUAUCCGCCUCAAGAAACCUCCAGCCAGCCGCCUCUCCUCGCCAUGGUUCAAGCCUCGCCCACGCCGCAGAACUCCCUCAAGGAAAUUUCUCCUCAAGAUUUCUCCAGCUAGCCUUAGCUCUUUGACUAGAGAUAAACCUGUCAAGACCUAUUUCAGAUUAAACCACUUGAAACUUACCAUUGAGUCCUAGCCUCCUUCCGGGUUCCAGCAUCUGGGUCAUUCUGAACUCACGUCCGUAUCAUGACAGAACGAACUGGCCAAACCUCUGACCCAGCUGACCCGGAAGGGCUCCGCCAUGCAGUUACCCAACAAGGUAUUUUUCUGGGACUUCAGUUUAACUUACUCACUCGUAUUACGUCUGUCCAAGAGGAUCUGGUUUCUCGCAUCAACGGUAUCACUCGGACUCUUAAUGAAUUUUCUGGUCAAACUUCAAGGCCUACAGUCUCUGCUCCGCCUCCUAUUUCCGGCAACAACGCUACAUCCGCUUCCACCCUCAUCCCGGAAAAUGUUCGACUACAGCCGGAACCUUUUUUCGGGGAUGUUUCUGCCUGCGGAGGGUUCCUUCUGCAAUGUGAACUGAUUUUCCAACAAGCCCCCAGGUAUUAUCAAGCCGAUCACACUCGUAUCUCACUAAUCGUGAACUCUCUCCGUAGUAAGGCGCUGCAAUGGGCUCAAGCUUUCCUGGCCUCCCAUCCUAUCUCGCAUCUCCCUUUCGAACGCUUCCUGGGAGAGUUUCGCCUCGUCUUCGACCGGCCUCGAAAGCAGGAGGAAGCCACCCGACGGUUGCUAGGUCUCAGGCAGGGUAACCGUCCGGAAUUGGAUCUGGCGGUUCCCUCUAUCCAGCUCCAUCUGCAGCGCUGUCAGGAGAUCUGGCUGCAGACCAAGGCCGCUCUCGUCCGCACCGCUGAGAAUAACCGCCAGAUUGCCAACCGUCACAGGGGGGUGAGUCCCGAAUACCAACCAGGUCAAAGGGUGUGGCUGUCCUCCCGUAAUGUCCCUCUCCAGGCGUCCUCUCGCAAGCUGUCGCCCAAGUUCAUUGGGCCAUAUACUAUCGACCGGGUCAUCAAUCCGACCUGUGUUCGACUUCGUCUGCCGGCGGCUCUGCAAAUACACCCCACAUUCCAUGUGUCACAGAUCAAGCCUGUUUCCGAGAGCCCUUUGUGCCCGCCGUCCACUUCCCCGCCGCCCGCCCGUACCAUCGAUGGGGCCCCCGCCUUCACUGUCUCCAAGAUCUUGGACGUUCGGCGUCGGGGUCGCGGGGUCCAGUUCUUGGUGGAUUGGGAAGGGUAUGGUCCGGAGGAACGCUCGUGGAUCUCGCGUUCGCUCAUCCUGGACCAUACCCUCAUCGACGACUUCUAUGCUGCCCAUCCUGAUCGUCGCCCUGGACCGCCUGGUGGCGGUCGUUGAGGGGGGGGUACUGUCAUGGCCUGGCAGCUACUCCCUCCUCCCCCCUCCUUC